Messenger RNA from Trichoderma asperellum CBS 433.97, 1662 nucleotides. Lineage: Eukaryota; Fungi; Ascomycota; Sordariomycetes; Hypocreales; Hypocreaceae. The record is from RefSeq and is a predicted model, not a curated record.
AUGACUAAUGAUGUUUCGUUCCUGCCGAAUGAGCCUGAAGCAAUAACCACAGCAAUUGCUCAACCCGAGCGUCUGCAUACUGUUCGGUCUAGAGUAGCGAACACGACCGAUAGACCUAGCGAUGAAAUACACGACCAGUCAUCUCGGCUACCAUUUCGGCGCCUUAUCGCCGCGUAUCUAUGCCUUUCAAUCAUCUACUUUACUUCAUCCCUUGACAUCAAUUCAGUUGCCCUAGCUCUCCCAGUUAUCGCCCGCGACCUUGGCGCUGGCAGCAGCAUUACUUGGACUGGAACGGCCUAUUUGAUGGGCCAGGCCGCCUUUCAGCCGCUUUACGGCCGCCUAUCUGAUAUUAUCGGUCGGAAACCGGUAUUAAUGCUCUCUGUUGGUUUUCUCGUCUUUGGCGACAUUUUGUGUGCCAAUUCCCACACUCCCGCUUGGCUCUACGCGUGUCGUGCCAUAAGUGGCAUUGGUGGUGGCGGCAUUAGUUCUAUCAUAUCAAUCAUUGUUAGUGAUCUCGUGAGCCUUAAAGACAGAGGCAAGUACCAAGGAAUGCUUAAUGCCUCCAUUGGCGCUGGAUCGGCUAUAGGGCCAUUCCUUGCGGCAGCUCUGAUACAAAAGAUGAGAAUAGCGGGGAUUUCGAGUUGGAGAUGGAUCUUUUACAUCCCUCCAGUCCUGGCAUGCGUUUCUGCUAUAGCCUCUCUGUUUUUUCUGCCGUUAACAGAUGUCAGUGGAAGUUGGAAGGCUAAGGCAAGGCAAAUCGACUGGAUGGGCCUUGCAGCUUCUCUAGUAGCAACUAUUUGCAUCCUGAUACCUCUCAAUCUAGGCGGAACGUCCUGGGCAUGGAGUAGCCCCGCGGUUAUCUCCCUAAUGAUCAUCGGCGGCGUUGCAGUGGCCGUUUUCACUAUCAUCGAAAAAAAGUAUGCUCGCAUUCCUCUAAUCCCUCUUAGGCUUUUCACCAGCAAAGCCAGCGCAAUUCUGCUCAUUCAGAGCGCUCUGUACAACAUAGUAUGGCAAGUAGAUAUGUAUUUUCUGCCAACAUAUUUACAAGAUGUUCGAGGAUUCAGUCCUUUGCAAGCUUCUGCGUUGAUGCUGCCCAUACUUUUAUUUUCGAGCGUUUCUGGUAUUUUCUACGACUAUAUAUACCAUCCAGGCAUCUUUCUGUGGUUGUUUGGCGUCUGCUUAAAAAUGAUGUUCAGCCAAACCACGAGCGUUGGGACUUAUUUGGGAGCAUUAUUAGUUGAGGGCUGGGGUAUUGGAUGUGUAUUUCAGCCAGGUCUCGUUGCUCUGCAUGCACAUUGCCCACCCAAAGAUCGUGCGGUUGCGACGUCAACGCGGAACCUCUUCCGAAUGCUCGGUUCCGUCAUUGGUAUGACAAUCGCAACUGCUUUGCAGAGUGCUGUUACACAGGCGGCCUUGUCCGACAAUGUCCCAGCUUCAGUGCUCUCGCAAGUUAAGAUGGGAACGUGGCGAUUCGGCACUACAUCUUGGGACCAAGACAUAUCUUAUGCCAGGUUUAAAGGUUUCCAAGCGGUGUUUGCAAUGGAAAUUCCUUUCAUGGUACUCUGUUUCCUUGGUUGUUUUGGUAUACCCAGUGCAACGUUAGGGGGAGACGACCAAAUAACAGAAAGAGACGAUCACUUUUCGCUACAAGAGAGAAAUUAA